AUGGGGUCCGUAUCCCCUGCGACCGCCGCCGCGCUGCCUGCGCUGGCCACGAACCCCAAGUUCAUCUUCUUCACCGAUUUCGACGGGACGAUCACAAUCCAAGACAGCAACGACUUCAUGACGGAUAACCUGGGCUUCGGAGUCGAGCUGCGCAAGAAGGGCAACGCCGACGUGCUGUUCGGACGGCGCGACUUCCGCGACUCGUUCCUCGAGAUGAUGGAGAGCAUCAAGACCCCUUACAACGAGUGCAUCCGCCUGCUCCUCCAGAACAUUGUCCUCGAUUCCGGCUUCAAGGCCUUCUACGCGUGGGCCCGCGCAAACAAUGUCCCCAUCGUGGUCCUCAGCGGCGGCAUGCAGCCCAUCAUUCGGGCGCUGCUGGGCCAUUUGCUCGGCGAGGAGGAGGUGCAGCACCUGCAGAUUGUCAGCAACGAUGUCGCCCCGCGGGAGGGCAAGAGCAUCAAUGAGGAGGGCGGUUGGCGCAUUCAGUUCCAUGAUGAGAGCUCCUUCGGUCACGACAAGUCUCUAGAAAUCCGAAAAUAUUCUAGCCUGCCGGAUAGCCAGCGACCGGUCCUAUUUUAUGCUGGCGACGGCGUCUCGGAUCUCUCUGCCGCCAAGGAGACAGAUAUCAUGUUCGCGAAGGAGGGACGGGAUCUCGUCACUUACUGUGAGAACGAGAAUGUCCCAUUCACGACAUUCAAAGACUUCUCGGACAUCCUCAAGGAUGUACAAGAUGUCGUCUCGGGUAAGGUUAGCGUUAAGGACGUGGCAACUGGGCGUAAGUAA
Molecule: messenger RNA, 783 nt
Organism: Phaeoacremonium minimum UCRPA7
Lineage: Eukaryota; Fungi; Ascomycota; Sordariomycetes; Togniniales; Togniniaceae
Product: putative phosphoserine phosphatase protein
Exons: 2
Coding region: 1-783 (260 amino acids)
Molecular function (GO): phosphatase activity
Source: RefSeq, a predicted model, not a curated record